Messenger RNA from Prorocentrum cordatum, 296 nucleotides. Lineage: Eukaryota; Dinophyceae; Prorocentrales; Prorocentraceae. The record is from the annotation of a GenBank genome assembly.
GCGACAUCGACGUGAGCGGGGACGUGGUCGAGUUCCAGUGCGGCGUGGAAAGCCGCGGCCCCGUGUGCGAAGGGAUUCCCACAGCUUGCGUCGGCAUGAAGAACUUCGACGUGAGCGGGGACGUGCGCAGCGACUUCACGCCGCAGCUCGGCGACACCAUGGCGCACGCUGUCGAGGAGCAGGUGGACGCAGGCGACGUGAGCUCGGAGGACGUCGAGCUCGGGUGCCCAGGCGGCCACAAGCUCACCUUGCGCCGACGACCACCUUUCGCCUCGGAGUGCGAGUGGUGCCACCGC